AUGAGCCUUGCUCGUGCUGUGUCCCUGCGCCCGGUGCGCGCUGCGUCGGUCUCGCCCCUUGCGAGCCGCGCGAUGACUGUGCCGACUGUGCCUGCGAUGGCCCGCCAGCAACACACCCGCUCGAUGGCGAACGCGCUCCGCCGCUCGACGCGUGUGGCGGCCGUGCCGCCGCGUGUGCUCGGUGCGAUCCGCACUUACGCGGCCGAUUCGGGCAAGUUUGUGCGUACCAAGCCCCACAUGAACAUUGGUACGAUCGGCCACGUCGACCACGGAAAGACGACCCUGACGGCGGCCAUCACCAAGGUGCUACACGAGUCCUCGGGCGAGGGCAAGUUUGUCGACUAUGCGUCGAUUGACAAGGCCCCCGAGGAGAAGGAGCGCGGUAUCACCAUCUCGACCGCGCACGUCGAGUACGAGACCCCGAACCGCCACUACGCGCACGUCGACUGCCCGGGUCACGCCGACUACAUCCGUAACAUGAUUACGGGUGCUGCGCAGAUGGACGGUGCGAUCAUUGUGGUGUCGGCGACCGACGGCCAGAUGCCCCAGACGCGCGAGCACCUGCUGCUCGCCCGCCAGGUCGGUAUCAAGAAGCUGGUCGUGUUCGUGAACAAGGUCGACCAAGUCGACGACAAGGAGAUGCUCGAGCUUGUCGACAUGGAGAUGCGCGAGCUGCUCUCGACCUAUGGCUUCGAUGGCGACAACACGCCGAUCGUGGCUGGUUCGGCGCUGGCUGCCCUCGAGGGCCGCGACGAGGAAAUCGGCAAGAGCGCCAUCAUCAAGCUCAUGGAGGAGACGGACAACUGGCUCGACCUCCCUCCUCGUGACCUGGACAAGCCGUUCCUGAUGCCCGUCGAGGACGUGUUCUCGAUCUCUGGUCGUGGUACCGUCGUGACGGGCCGCGUGGAGCGCGGCACGAUCACCAAGGGCGCGGAGAUUGAGAUCAUUGGCCUCGGCGGCCACCUGAAGACCACGCUGACCGGUAUCGAGAUGUUCCACAAGGAGCUCGACCGCGGUGAGGCCGGUGACAACAUGGGCGCGCUGCUCCGUGGUGUCAAGCGCGAGCAGGUGCGCCGCGGCCAGGUGGUCAUCCUGCCGGGCACGGUCAAGCCUGUGAAGAAGUUCCAGGCGCAGAUCUACAUUCUUACGAAGGAAGAGGGCGGUCGCUACACGCCCUUCAUGAACAACUACCGCCCCCAGCUGUUCAUCCGUACCUCGGACGUGACGGUGUCGCUGACGCACCCGCCGGGCACGGAGAAUGCGGACGAGGCGAUGGUCAUGCCGGGCGACAACGUCGAGCUGGUGUGUGACCUUGUGCACGACAUUGCGCUCGAGGAGGGCUCGCGCUUCACCCUGCGUGAGGGCGGCAAGACCGUCGGCACGGGUAUCGUGACCAAGAUCCUCGGCUAG
Malassezia sympodialis ATCC 42132 is the source of this 1410-nucleotide messenger RNA. RefSeq names its product translation elongation factor Tu (gene TUF1). Gene Ontology annotation, biological process: mitochondrial translational elongation. Lineage: Eukaryota; Fungi; Basidiomycota; Malasseziomycetes; Malasseziales; Malasseziaceae. Gene Ontology annotation, molecular function: GTP binding; translation elongation factor activity; GTPase activity. The record is from RefSeq and is a predicted model, not a curated record. Gene Ontology annotation, cellular component: mitochondrion.